Messenger RNA from Peromyscus maniculatus bairdii (prairie deer mouse), 1821 nucleotides. It is a transcript of the gene Hpn, whose product is annotated as hepsin. Gene Ontology annotation, biological process: proteolysis. Gene Ontology annotation, molecular function: serine-type endopeptidase activity; serine-type exopeptidase activity. The record is from RefSeq and is a predicted model, not a curated record. Gene Ontology annotation, cellular component: membrane. NCBI's taxonomy places the organism in Eukaryota, Metazoa, Chordata, Mammalia, Rodentia, Cricetidae.
CCUCCUCCUCAGGUGAGGCUGCUGGCUCUGCAGGCCCCACGCUGCUGGCCGCCGCUGCCACCUCUGUCUCCCGCGCUGCCCGCGGCUGUGGGGACGCCAUGCCCCUACCCAGGCCCGGAGACUAACCCCAAACCCGCACCAUCUCCGGCGGACCCCAGGGUUCCGCCCCAGCCCAACAGGUCAACCUGGGAAUCAUUAACAAGAGUCUCUGACAUGGCGAAGAAGGAGGAUGGGGAACCUGGGACUCACAGAGGCAGCUUCACGUGUCCAAGACCCCAGCCAGGAAAGGGUGUCCGGACCGCAUCAUGUUGCUCCAGACCCAAAGUGGCGGCUCUCACUGUGGGGACUCUGCUGCUCCUGAUAGGCAUUGGGGCCGCAUCCUGGGCCAUUGUGACCAUCCUACUUCGGGGUGACCAGGAGCCACUGUACCCGGUGCAGGUCAGCCCCGGGGACUCACGGCUUGCGGUCUUCGACAAGACGGAGGGGACCUGGAGGCUGCUGUGUUCCUCACGCUCCAACGCCAGGGUGGCGGGGCUCAGCUGUGAGGAGAUGGGCUUCCUCAGGGCCCUGGCGCACUCGGAGCUGGAUGUGCGAACGGCGGGCGCCAACGGCAUGUCGGGCUUCUUCUGCGUGGACGAGGGCCGCCUACCGACGGCUCAGAGGUUGUUGGAUGUCAUCUCUGUGUGCGACUGCCCUAGAGGCCGAUUCCUGACUGCCAUCUGCCAAGACUGUGGCCGCAGAAAACUGCCCGUGGAUCGCAUCGUGGGUGGCCAGGACAGCAGCCUGGGAAGGUGGCCAUGGCAGGUCAGCCUGCGCUAUGAUGGGACCCACCUCUGUGGGGGCUCCCUGUUGUCCGGGGACUGGGUGCUGACGGCUGCACAUUGCUUUCCAGAGCGUAACCGGGUCCUGUCUAGAUGGCGAGUGUUUGCUGGUGCUGUGGCCCGGACCUCACCCCAUGGCAUGCAACUGGGGGUUAAGGCUGUGAUCUAUCAUGGGGGCUACCUUCCCUUUCGAGACCCUACUAUUGAGGAGAACAGCAAUGACAUCGCCCUGGUCCACCUCUCCAGCCCCCUGCCUCUCACAGAAUACAUCCAGCCGGUGUGUCUCCCUGCUGCGGGACAGGCCCUGGUGGAUGGCAAGGUCUGUACUGUGACUGGCUGGGGCAACACACAGUUCUAUGGCCAGCAGGCUGUGGUGCUCCAAGAGGCCCGGGUCCCCAUCAUAAGCAACGAGGUCUGCAACAGCCCUGACUUCUAUGGGAAUCAGAUCAAGCCCAAGAUGUUCUGUGCUGGCUAUCCUGAGGGUGGCAUUGAUGCUUGCCAGGGUGACAGUGGCGGCCCCUUUGUGUGUGAGGACAGCAUCUCUGGGACGUCAAGAUGGCGGCUAUGUGGCAUCGUCAGCUGGGGUACGGGCUGUGCUUUGGCCCAGAAGCCAGGAGUGUACACCAAAGUCAUUGACUUCCGGGAGUGGAUCUUCCAGGCCAUAAACACUCACUCCGAAGCCAGUGGCAUGGUGACUCAGCCCUGACCCAGCCUCGCCUCGCUGCUCUGCGCUGCUGCACUUGCCUCCAGAGCCGGAGUCGGCUGACGCCUCCAGCCCCGCGUGGUGGGCUCCACACGGGGCCUCACACAGAGCAGUUUUCUUCACAGACCCAGUCCACAGGUCCGAGGACUUUCUUCCACAGUGGCCGGCCCACUCAGUCUUGGGGCCGCUCAGCCUCAACCUCCCACCCCAUGUAUAUAUAUGACUCUCUUCUCUGCGGGUUGCUUUCCGGGCACCCCGUGGGAAUACUCUUUAAAUAAUAAAGGUGGUUUUGAUUAA